Pogona vitticeps (central bearded dragon) is the source of this 2705-nucleotide messenger RNA. RefSeq names its product peroxisomal biogenesis factor 14 (gene PEX14). NCBI's taxonomy places the organism in Eukaryota, Metazoa, Chordata, Lepidosauria, Squamata, Agamidae. The record is from RefSeq and is a predicted model, not a curated record. Gene Ontology annotation, biological process: protein import into peroxisome matrix, docking. Gene Ontology annotation, molecular function: signaling receptor binding. Gene Ontology annotation, cellular component: peroxisomal importomer complex; peroxisomal membrane.
UUUUGGCCAGGAUGUGCUCGGCCGCUCGACUGCUUCGGCCUGACCGGCCUCCGGGAGGGAGACGGAGAGAAGCCGCCUUGCCUUUUCGGAUCCGUGCCAUCGGCGGGUGGAUUCGUCGGGUCUGGAAACAUGGCCUCCUCCUCGGAACAGGGAGAGCAACCUGGGCAGACUGACUCUCCCGGAAAUGAGAAUGGAGCCUCUCGGGAAGCUUUGAUCGCGACAGCAGUGAAAUUUCUACAAAACGCCAGAGUACGCCAAAGCCCACUCGCAAACAGAAGGUCGUUUCUCAAGAAGAAAGGACUGACGGAUGAAGAAAUUGACCUGGCUUUCCAGCAGUCGGGAACCAUCAAAGAAGAGCCUCAACCCUUAGGUCUCUCUACUCAGUUGGGACCGGCUCAGCCCCCUCACCUUGCUCCCUACAGUCCUCCAAGCUCCAGAUGGCGGGAUUACGGUGCUCUAGCCAUCAUCCUGGCCGGCAUUGCUUUUGGCUUCCACCAGUUGUACAAGAAAUACCUGCUCCCUCUGAUCAUGGGAGGCAAAGAAGACCGGAAGCAGCUACAGAGGAUCGAGGAAAACAUCUCAGAAAUGAGUGGCAGCGUGACGCAGACAGUGACUCAACUUCAGACCACUCUGGCCUCUGUGCAGGAACUUCUCCUACAGCAACAGCAGAAGAUUCAGGAGCUCACCCAAGAUCUGGCUGCCUCUAAGGCCACGACAUCAACCAACUGGAUCCUGGAAUCUCAAAAUAUCAACGAAUUGAAGUCAGAGAUUGGUUCGCUCAAAGGCCUGCUUCUGAACAGGAGGCAGUUUCCUCCUUCGCCCUCGGCUCCCAAAAUUCCUUCGUGGCAGAUCCCGGUCAAGCCUUCUUCCCCCUCCAACCCCGUCGCCAACAACCACAACACCAGCAGCGACAUCUCGCCGGUCAGCAACGAGUCCAGCUCCUCCUCGCCGGUCAAGGAGAGCCACAGCCCCGAAGGGCCCAAGGUGAGCUGCCAUCUGCUGGGCCCGGAGGAAGAGGCCGAGGAGCCGGUGGUGGACGUCAAGGGCCAGGUGCGGAUGGAGGUGCAAGGGGAAGAGGAGAAGAGGGAAGACCACGGGAACGAGGAGGAAGAGGAGGACGAGGAGGAGGAGGACGACGACGUCAGCCACGUGGACGAAGAGGAGUGCUUGGACGUCCAGACGGAGGACCGGCGAGGAGGGGACGGCCAGAUCAACGAGCAGGUGGAGAAGCUAAGGAGGCCCGAAGGGGCUAGCAACGAAAACGAAAUUGACUAGCCUGGCUAGGAGGGUGGCUUCCCCCCCCGCCUCUUGAUCCUUCUCCCUUCCUCGGGCCUCCCCCACCUGCCCACCACCCAGCGGUGACCCCCUGUCUCUCUCACCCUCGUGAUGUUCUCCCCCCCCCUCCAUGGGUCCCGUUGUGACCUAGUGAGCCAAGUGGCCCUGGGGGCCCAUCUAGGCCUGAGUGGCUCUUCCCCACACUGGGUUCCCUUCUCCCCACAACAGCCGGGGCUCGCUCACAUCCCACCUCUCCGUGGGGAUUCAGUCCUCCCUUGGCCUGCAGCCAGGUCAACGGGCCUCUUUUGUUCAUGACGCACACAAAAUCCGUGGCUCAGAUGUGAGUGGUUCCCCCCCCAAAAAAAACCCAAGAGCAUGGCGCCCCCACUUCCUUCCCCCCCCCAUUCCCUCGUGGUGACCAUCUUCUGCCACACAAUCAGCUCAUGUUCUUAGAUCUGACUUUUCACGCGCCAGACCGCCCAAAUAUUUUCGUGUGGUUUCAGGAAUUCUGGGAUCGAGGAGUCCUCCGACUCCUUGCAAAUGGAUUUUGGAAGCUUGGGCUGUUUCCCCUCCUGUGCUUUUUGUUUCGGGAGGAAGCGUUGUCCUGCUGGAAGCCUGCCUCUCUGUCUCUCUCUGUCUCUCUCCCCGCAUCCCCUAAAGUCUUGGGAGCGAAAGGAUUUCUUUUGUGCAUCCAGUUCGCUUUGGGACAUGAGGACUCCUUGAUUAGCGACAGGGUGGAGAAAACCCAUUUCGAGAUAACGGGGCAAAGGUGGGCCAAGCGGUUCCUCUCAGAACGUUCCCUUGUGGUUGAAAUGAUCUUCCCCACAAAGGGGAAAGGAAGCCAUUACCCCCUUUCCCCCCCUCCUUCCCCUUUUCCAGUGUAGGGCUGCAGCAUGUCUACGAUCUUUGGGUAAUUCAGUUCUAAAUUGCCAGGCUUCUCAAAUGGAAAAAAUAAAUAAAUAAAUAAAUAAAUAAAAAUUCACAUGCCGGUCGGUCGUUUUCGUGAUGCCAGGUGAAGAGGCUCUUCUCCAAAGUAAACUUCACUCUGGAGGCCUGUUCCUCACACCACGCCUGUGUCUCCCCCUCUCUCCACCAUCAUCUCAGCAUCAUCCUGUCCCCUCACUUUUGCCUUAUUGGGUGGAGAAAGCAGCCACAAACCACCAGUUUUUUUUUUAAAGAAGUCUCUCGUUUUGUGGCAUUGUAUUCUCAGCUGUUCCAGCGCCGUCUGAUGCUCGUUCACUUCAUUUAACAAACAAAUGAGAAAAAGUUACAAAAAGAGCGAGCCUCAAACCUCAUAACAUCUUGAGACUCUCACUAUUCCUUAAUCCUCACCGAGAGGAAAACCGAAACGUGCUUGUUGUGUGAUCAUGUAUAGAAUUCAACUAUAAAAUAUGAUUGUAUAUAAUUGUAAUAAAUAUGAGUUACCACUA